Molecule: messenger RNA, 4450 nt
Organism: Funneliformis caledonium
Lineage: Eukaryota; Fungi; Glomeromycota; Glomeromycetes; Glomerales; Glomeraceae
Source: the annotation of a GenBank genome assembly
AUGUCACAAGAAAUGAAAUCGGAAAUAAACCAAAUCCUUAAAGCUUCCGAUACUCCGGUUUACGAAUUAAACGAAAAUGCAUCCCCAACAGAAAAGGCCAGGUCGAUUGGUGCAUCAAUUGGUUUGACAGGUUCAAGUUCAAUUAAAGCCGUAGUUUCCGAUAAUGCGGAAGAAAAAGUUGUUGAUUCUGAAGGAGUGACCACAACGGUAGAAAAGCCCGAAGGCAACAAGCCUCAUUUAGCCGUCGAAUCCGCAGCAGAAAUUCCUAAUUGGGAAAAAAUUGGAUGGAAGAGAGUUUUCGAAAUUACCGACUCCAAUAAAUCAUUUCAAAUUGAAGACGUUUUAAAAGAGUUGCAAUGUAACGACUUGUGGCUAUAUUCGAGUGUUGUUAUAACAUCUACAUUUGCGACUUGGCUGAUUGCAUCAUGCGGUGGAAGUUUUGGUUGGAUCCUUGUUCUAUGCGCAUUUAUAGCCACGUAUUUGAAGAAUUCUUCAAGGAGAUUUUAUAGAAACGCUCGAAGUGAUAUUGGUAGAGAAGUUGCAACAAAAAGGUUGGAGGAUGAAGAAGAAAAGGUUGAAUGGUUAAAUGAAUUUUUACGUAGAUUUUGGUUAAUCUAUGAACCAGUGUUAUCGGCCUCGGUAAUUCAAAUAGCUGAUAGUGUUUUGGUUGCUUCUACGCCAAACUUUUUGGAUUCUAUAAGAUUAACAAAUUUUACUCUGGGUUCAAAACCCGCCGUAAUCGAAUCUGUAAAAUCUUACCCGAAAACUGACGAUAAUGAGGUGGUUAUGGACUGGAAAAUUAGUUUUGUGCCAAAUGAUUUGGCAAAUAUGACAAAAGCACAAUUGGCAAACAAGGUUAAUCCUAAAGUGGUGUUAACUAUAAGAGUAGGAAGGGGAUUCGUGGGAGCGGGAAUGCCAGUUUUGGUAGAAAAUAUGUCAUUCACGGGAUUAAUGAGGGUAAAAUUGAAGUUAAUUCCAACGUUUCCUCAUGUUGAAACAAUCGACUUAUGUUUUAUCGAACCACCGGUCAUUAAUUAUGUAUUAAAACCAAUUGGAGGUGACACCCUUGGAUUUGAUAUUGGCAAUAUUCCCGGAUUGUCGUCGUUUAUUAGGGAACAAGUACAUGCAACGCUCCGACCAAUGAUGUACUAUCCAAAUGUCUUUACAUUGAUACCGGAAUAUUUAUUAUACGGUUACCCAAUAGAGUCAGCAAUAGGAGUAUUGAAAUUAACCAUCAAGAGCGCCAAAAAUCUAAGAAACGCCGAAAGGUUUGGUGGUACAUCGGACCCGUAUUGUAAAGUAAUGGUGCAAUCAUCUGACGUCACGAUAGCCGAAAAAGAAAUAUCACGUACAAAAGUUAUCAACAAUUCAUUAAAUCCAGUUUGGAAUGAAACUUAUUAUUUGUUACUUAAUAAUACAAAAGAUAUUUUAAAGUUCAAUAUAUUCGAUUCUAAUAGUAAGAUUAGCGCUGAUCGGUUACUUGGUAGCACUACUUUCCUCUUGCAAAGUUUAGUUGAAAACCCUAAUCAUUCCAACAGUACCGUUCAAGUUUUACAUGAAGGAAAUCCAAAAGGAGAACUGAAUUUUGACGCAUUUUGGUAUCCGAUAGCCGAGGUUAAAGAAAAUGAGCCUGCGCCCGAAUCAAAUCUCGGAAUUUUGAAAUUUAAUAUUCAUCAAGCAAAGGAUCUCGAUCCAAGAUUAUCGUUAGUUGGAGUAUAUAAUCCAUAUGCCGAAAUUAUUUUGAAUGGAAAGUUGGUAUAUAGAACAAAAACACUUAGGAGAAUUAACAAUCCGAUUUGGGAGGAAUUCUAUGAGAUGUUUAUAACAAAUAGAGCGGGUGCAAGAUUAUCGGUAAAAAUCAGAGAUGAAAGGGAUUUUGCAGAAGAUCCCGUACUUGGUAGUUGGAAUAUGAAAGUUGAUGAAUUUCUAGGAGUAUUAAACGGUGAAACCAAAAAUGAUUGGUUUAAUGUUAAGGAUGCUUCUAGUGGUAGAAUUAAAUUAAGUUGUCAAUGGAAACCGGUUAUACUUGAUCAUAUUCCAGAGAAUGUUGAGCCAAUUGGUAUUGUUAAACUUCAGAUCAAGAAAGCGAAAAUCAACAAAAAUGCGGCGCAGUUCACAGGCAAAUCGGAUCCGUAUGUGAGUAUCUUGUUAAACACCACUUAUAGAGGCCGUACGGACAUACGAAGUAACAAUUUAAAUCCAACAUGGGAUGACGAAUACUAUUACGUUCCUGUACAUUCUCUCGAAGAUAAGAUAUAUUUGCAAUGUUUUGAUCAUGAAAAUAAUGGUAAAGAUCGAAUAUUAGGGUUUACCGAAUUAAUGGUAAAGGACCUAGUCAAAAAAUCUGAUGAUGGAAAGAUUUCACCUGCCGAAUCGAUUGACACUUCUGCGCCAUUGAUAUCUGGAAUCGAUUCAAAAGGAACAUUAUUUUAUUCUGCAAGUUUUCAUCCCGUUUUACAUCUAAUUAAAGAGAAAGGAGACGUCAAGGAGGAAAAGUCAGAAAAUGAAUUCAACGCGUUGGAACAUCAAUCCGGAAUUUUGGUUGUAAAUAUUAAUGAAGCAAAAUUCAAGACAAAGAAAUCGCGUGUUGAAAUACUCAUAAACAAUGACCUUUUUCCAGUUUAUAAAUCAGCCGUUUCUGAAAUGGAAAACCCGCAAUGGGUUGAAGUUACCGACGUAUUUAUUAAAGAGCUAGAUUUCUCUAAAAUAACAUUCAAUAUAAAGCAUUCUGGUUCAAAGUCAUCUAUUGGAAAAGUUGAAUCUAAUGUGAAAGAAUUGCUGGAAAAGUGUUUAAAAGAUAAAGAAAAUAAUGUCUGGUUACCUAUAAAAGGAAUGGACGGUUGUAAACUUAAUGUUGGAUUAAGUUAUAUACCUGUUAGAUAUCAUGUUGAAUUAUAUGAGAGUAUUAAUAAUAUGGGAACUUUAAAAAUUAAUUUGGUUAACGCCGAGAAUUUACCCGCAGCGGACCGAUCUGGUACAAGUGAUCCAUUUGUAAAAUUCUUUUUGAACGAUAAAGUCGUUUUUGAAUCAAAGACAUUAAAGAAAACAGUGAACCCACAUUAUGAUGAAAACUUUUCAGUAUCAUUGUUUUCACAAACUUCAGCGAAACUCUUUGUAAAGGUAUACGAUUGGAAUAAAGUAGAAUCAGCAAAAUUAAUAGCAAGUGGAGAAAUUCCACUCACAAAUUUAUCCUCCACCACAUCUACUCAAAAAGUUCCGUUAAAGAACGAAAUUAAUUCCACAAAAACGAACUCAUUUAUUACAUUAUCGAUGUUAUUUCAUCCAGAAAUGUUAACUAAAAAGAAACAAAAGACGGGCCCAACGAAAACUUUUAGUGAUUUAGGUAGUACCGUUAGUGGCGGAGUUAGUACUGGGGUUAAUGGUGUAGGUCAUAUCGUUGGAAAUAGUGUUGGUAAAGUUGGUGGGUUAUUGAAAAAAAAAGAUAAAGAUGAAAAUAAAAAGAGUAAGAAGGAAAAGGUGAUUCCUAGGGAAGUGAGUGAAGUUGUUAUUCCGGAGGGAUCUAAAUUGGAAAAAGUUGUUCCCGAAGAAGGGAUUUCUAAGGGAGUUGAACCUAAAGCUGAAGUUGUUCAUAAACCUGAGGAAGCAAAACCAGUUAAUGAAAUCAAUGGAAUUCUUGACAAACAAGAGGUUAAAGAAGAACCUAUAUUACCUAAACCACAAACUAAAGAUGAUUCAAAGCAAGCGAAAGAAAUUGAUGAAAUAAAACCAUAUAAUGUGGAAUUCAAAAAAGUUGAUUCUAAACAAGAAGUAGUACCAAAACAAGAGGAGGAAAAAGAAAGUUCCAGAACAUCAAGACACAUUGAAUUUGUAGAUCAACCAACAUCAAGAUCUGUUGAAGUUAAGAAUGUUAAGAAAGACGAUGAAGGUUUUAGAUCAAGCGAAGAAAAUGCACCGAUUGAUAAAUCAAAAAGAAUAUCUUCAUAUAGCAUAAACCAGGGUGGUGAAAUUAUUGGUGAACCUGGAGACUUGACAAUAGUUGUAAUCGAAGCGAAGAAUGUUAGUGAUAAGGGUACAACAAGUGAUCCUUAUGUAAAAGUGAAAGUAAAUGGUAAAAAAGAAAUUCUUAAAACAUCUGUAAUAAAGAAAUCCAUUUCUCCAAAAUGGAACGAACAAGUAACAUUAACGGGAUUAACAGGAUCACCAAUAUCGUUCUUAUUUAGCGUUCGAGAUCGUAAUUUAUUAUCAAAAAAUGUAGAAUUAGGAGAAUACGAUUUGCAUUUAUGGGAUCAUAUAAAUCCUGAUGAAAAUAUUAAAGAUUUUUGGGUAAAUUUAUCAAGAGGAACGAAUGCUCAAUUACAUAUUAAAUUAGAUUUUUCUCCAUCAUCCAAAGAAAGUCGAAGUAGUGGAAGUGUUGGAAGUAACAGUAGUAGCGGUAGUAGCGGUAGUAAUGGUUAUACGAAACAUGGUAAAAGAACUUCGGUUAUUUUUG